AAGUUUGCUUCUCGACAAUGUUUGGCUUCUCGACAACAUAAAGUUUCAAAUGCUUGUGCAUAACUUAACAGAGUUAAGGUUUCUUUUCCUUGAUUAUGUGAAUAUGUCUCUAGUUGUGCCUUCUUCCUUGCUAAACUUGACUUCUUCCUUGGAGCAUUUGAGCCUUAGAGGUUGUAGGUUGCAAGGAAACUUUCCAAGCCAAGCUUUUCCGCUAAUGAAAUUGGUUUCACUCGAUCUCUCUGAUAAUGUUGGUUUGCAUCUUGACAACAUAAACUUUCAAAUGCUUGUGCAUAACUUAACAGAAUUAAGGUUUCUUAUCCUUGAUUAUGUCAACAUGUCUCUGGUUGUGCCUUCUUCCUUGCUAAACUCCACUUCUUCCUUAGAACAUUUGAGCCUUAAGUAUUGUAAUUUGCAAGGAAACUUUCCAAACCAAGUUUUUCAGCUUCCAUCUCUCCAGCUUCUUAAUCUAAGCUACAACUUUGAUUUAGGAGGUAAUAUGCCCGAGUCAAACCAGAGUGGUACCCUCGAGUAUUUGAAUCUUGCAAAGACAAACUUCUCAGGAGAGUUGCCUCAUUCAAUUGUAAAUCUUAAACUCCUAAAGGAAUUGAACCUCUAUCACUGUCAAUUUUAUGGAUCAAUUCCUAGAUCUCUUGCAAAUCUUACAGAGAUAACUCAACUCGAUUUUUCUUUCAACCAUUUGCGAGGGCAAAUACCAGAUGUUUUUGGAAAAAUGCACAAGCUAACUGAUUUGCACUUAGAUGCAAACAAUUUUGUUGGUGAAAUUCCUGCAUCAAUCUUCAACCUCACUUAUCUUACUAUUUUGUCACUAUCAUCAAAUAAGCUAUUAGGUCGUGUACCAUCUUUGUUGUUUUCUCUGCCUUCUUUAGCCUAUUUAGACCUUAGAAACAAUAGACUUACCAGACCUAUUGAUCAUGUUGAGAUGCCUAACCUCAUUUUACAAGAAGUCUAUUUGUCCGAUAAUGAGAUAAGUGGUUCAAUUCCAAGCUUCUUCUUUGAUCUUGUGCACCUUACUACACUCCACCUUUCUUCAAAUAACUUCAUUGGCACUAUUACACCCGACAUGCUUUCGAAGCUUGUAGACCUUGAAGAUCUUGAUCUUUCCAAUAAUAGUUUGCUAUCUUUAAGCACUGAUGGCAUUGCUGCCAAUUAUUCCUUUCCGAACCUUUGGUCCUUAAAAUUCUCUUCUUGCAACAUAUACAAGUUCCCAAGUUUCUUAAGGAAGGCAAAGAGAUUGGAAGUAUUGGAUAUUUCCAAGAACAAGGUUUCUGGUCAAAUUCACAAAUGGGAAAUAGAAGGGAUGUUGUCAUUGUACAAUUUAAACCUUUCUUAUAACGUCUUGACUGGUAUAGAUUUAUUUGGCUUUGGAAAUCUUGAAAGUGUUGACCUCACAUCCAACUUACUACAGGGAUCACUUCCUAUUCUAUCAACAACUUGGGGUCCUAUGCAACAACUCCUCUUUUCAGGGAAUAAUUUGACUGGAGAAAUCCCUCCUUAUUGUAAUUUUACUUCUCUUUAUAUUCUAGUCUUAACUAAUAAUAGUUUGGGAGGAAAAAUUCCCAAAUGUCUUGGAAACUUGAGUGAUCUCAGCAUCUUGGAUCUGCGGAUGAAUAAGUUCCAUGAUGUGGGGAACAACAACUUGAAUGAUACCUUUCCAUACUGGUUAGGUGUUCUUCCAUCGCUAAAAGUUCUCAUCCUUCGAUCUAAUCGAUUUCAUGGUGCCAUCAGCAAUUCUAUGCCUGCAUUUUACUUCCCUCAAUUGAGAAUCAUUGAUGUUGCACAGAAUGAUUUUAUGGGUCUCCUACCGAGUAACUAUUUCAAAAUGUUGAAAAGCAUGAGAGAUGUGGCUCCAGACGAUAAAGUCAAAUUGGAAUACAUUGAUAUUAAGUAUACCAAAUGUUUAGCCAAUGGAGGUAGAAGAAUUUGCCCACUUCUUAGGGAUCCUUAUAAGGAUUCUGUGAAGGUAGUAAUGAAAGGGUUUGAGGUGGAGCUUGUAAGGAUUUUGGAAAUUUUCACAACUAUAGAUUUCUCGAGCAAUCAAUUUCAUGGACAGAUUCCUGACGAGCUAGGAGAACUCAAUUCACUUUUAUUGCUAAACUUAUCUCACAAUAGUCUCAAUGGUCAAAUCCCGUCAUCAUUGGGGAAAUUAGCAGAACUCGAGUCAUUGGAUCUCUCAUCAAACAAGCUUGAAGGCAGGAUUCCAGAGCAAUUGACAAAGCUGACGUUCCUAUCAGUUUUGAAUCUUUCACACAAUGAACUUAUGGGCCACAUACCUGAAGGGAAGCAGUUCAGUACUUUCUCAAAUGAUUCCUACAUUGGGAACUCUGGGUUGUGUGGAUUCCCAUUGACAAAGAAAUGUGAAGAACCAAGACCACCUUCACCACCAUUUGAUGAAAAAGAUGACUCUACAGCAGUCUUUGAGUGGAAGUUUGCAUUGGCAGGCUAUGGGUGGGGUGUGGACUGGUGUUGGGACUUAGUCUGGGAUACAUUGCCUUCACUACAGGAAAACCAUGGUGGUGCAAGCAGGUGCGGUUGAUUUCCUACUUCCGGGCAGAUCUGGCAACAGUUGCUUCUUGAGCUUGUUUCCAUCUUUUUCAUGUUCAUUGUUGAUAUAUAGUUGUAUUGACUUGUGUGGGAAUUAUGGUUAUGUAUGAAUUUGUGUUGAUUUCUUUUGGAUUUGAUCUAUCUGCUCUACACGCAGUUCUCGUGUAUUUUGUUACUGUAAUUUGACCCUUCUGUGAUUUUUGCCAAUCAAUCUCUUCAUAUCAUAUUUUAUCCUCUUCUUUUGGUUUGGUUGCCUUUGAACGGUGCGUUUCACUGAAUAAAAAUGAAAAUUUCUU
Molecule: messenger RNA, 2858 nt
Organism: Rubroshorea leprosula
Lineage: Eukaryota; Viridiplantae; Streptophyta; Magnoliopsida; Malvales; Dipterocarpaceae
Source: the annotation of a GenBank genome assembly